Messenger RNA from Pogona vitticeps (central bearded dragon), 5435 nucleotides. The record is from RefSeq and is a predicted model, not a curated record. Lineage: Eukaryota; Metazoa; Chordata; Lepidosauria; Squamata; Agamidae.
GGUGCCGUCGCUUUCCCCCCUGCCCUCGCCGCCGCCUAUGCUGCGUUGGGGGUGUUGCCGUUGGGCAAGACGCAGAGCCCCGAGUCGCUGCUGGACAUCGCGGCUCGGCGGGUGGCGGAGAAGUGGCCCUUCCAGCGGGUGGAGGAGAGGUUCGAGCGCAUCCCGGAGCCGGUGCAGCGUCGUAUCGUCUACUGGUCCUUUCCCCGGAGCGAAAGGGAGAUCUCUAAAUUCGCUGCAGUUGCUCGCUGUUUAGGAAAAAGCUGCGGAGGAAGGCCAGGUUUCCACCUAAGCGGCACAGUGACCGAGCCUGCAACACAAUUGGAGCCAGAAACUGUUUGCAAUGUAGCUAUCAGCUUUGAUCGGUGCAAGAUUACCUCAGUGACCUGUAGCUGUGGAAACAAAGACAUAUUUUAUUGUGCCCAUGUCGUGGCACUUUCUUUAUACCGGAUCCGCAAGCCAGAUCAGGUCAAACUGCAUCUUCCCAUUUCAGAGACUCUCUUUCAAAUGAACAGAGACCAACUACAAAAGUUUGUACAGUAUUUGAUCACAGUGCACCAUACAGAAGUUUUGCCAACUGCUCAGAAAUUAGCAGAUGAAAUCCUUUCUCAGAAUUCAGAGAUCAAUCAAGUUCACGGAGCUCCUGAUCCAACAGCUGGUGCUAGCAUAGAUGAUGAAAAUUGCUGGCAUCUAGAUGAAGAACAAGUCCAGGAACAGGUUAAACUUUUUCUCUCCCAGGGUGGAUACCAUGGUUCAGGGAAGCAGCUCAACUUGCUUUUUGCAAAGGUGCGAGAGAUGUUAAAGAUGAGAGAUUCCAACGGUGCUCGAAUGCUGACUUUGAUAACAGAGCAGUUCAUGGCUGACCCUCGGCUGUCUCUUUGGAGACAACAAGGAACUGCAAUGACAGAUAAAUAUAGGCAGCUCUGGGAUGAACUAGGUGCUCUUUGGAUGUGUAUAGUCUUAAAUCCCCAUUGCAAAGCAGAACAAAAGGCCAGUUGGCUGAAACAACUGAAGAAAUGGAACAGUGUUGAUGUUUGCCCCUGGGAAGAUGGGAACCAUGGAAAUGACCUGCCCAGUCUAACCAAUGCUUUGCCUCAGGGUGCAAAUGCAAUCCAAGAUUCAUCAAAUAGGUCUCACCGGACGGUGUUCACUCGAGCCAUUGAGGCAUGCGAUCUCCACUGGCAGGACAGCCACUUACAGCAUAUUAUCAGCAGUGACCUAUAUACCAACUACUGUUACCAUGAUGAUGCUGAAAAUUCGCUGUUUGACUCUCACGGGUGGCCCCUCUGGCAUGAACAUGUACCUACAGCUUGUGCAAGGGUGGAUGCACUAAGAUCUCAUGGCUACCCACGAGAAGCGCUGCGGCUAGCAAUAGCUAUUGUCAAUACUCUAAGGAGGCAGCAACAGAAGCAGCAGGAAAUGUUCCGGUUCCAGAAGAAAGAACUUCUCCACAAAGGAGUCACUUCUAUAACUAACUUGGAAGGCUGGGUUGGCCACCCACUGGAUCCAAUUGGUACCCUUUUUAGUAGCCUUAUGGAAGCCUGUAGGGUAGAUGAUGAGAGCUUCCACGUGUUCUCUGACCUCUCAGAGAACAUGGGCCAGUGCAAAUCUCUGGAGUACUAUCACCUGCCAGCUCACAAGUUCUUCGAAGAAGGGGAAUCUUACUUAACUCUAGCUGUGGAAGUGGCAUUGAUAGGACUGGGGCAGCAACGGAUAAUGCCCGAUGGCUUGUACGCACAGGAGAAAGUCUGUCGGAAUGAGGAACAGCUAAUUUCCAAGCUUCAGGAAAUAGAACUGGAUGACACACUGGUGAAGAUUUUCCAAAAACAAGCAGUCUUCCUAUUAGAAGCUGGGCCCUAUAGCGGUCUAGGUGAAAUAAUCCAUCGAGAGAGUGUUCCAAUGCACACAUUUGCCAAGUAUCUUUUCACCUCUCUCCUACCUCAUGAUGCUGAACUAGCAUACAAAACUGCACUGAGAGCUAUGCGGUUACUGGUAUUGGAAUCUACAGCUCCAUCAGGAGAUAUUCGUCCACAUCAUAUUGCAUCAGUUGUUCCAAAUCGGUAUCCCCGUUGGUUCACUCUAAGUCACAUUGAAUCUCAGCAGUGUGAAUUAGCAUCAACUAUGCUAACUGCAGCCAAAGGUGAUGUUCGAAGGCUUGAAACAGUGUUAGAAUCUAUCCAGAAGAACAUUCACUCCUCAUCGCACAUCUUCAAGCUUGCCCAAGAUGCAUUUAAAAUAGCUACACUUAUGGAUACUCUGCCAGAUAUCACUCUUUUGAAAGUCUCUCUGGAGCUGGGUCUUCAGGUGAUGCGCAUGACUUUAUCAACACUGAAUUGGCGGCGACGGGAAAUGGUGAGGUGGUUGGUAACAUGUGCAACAGAAGUAGGUGUUUAUGCACUGGAUAGCAUCAUGCACAGCUGGUUUACACUUUUCACUCCAACGGAAGCCACUAGUAUUGUUGCCACCACGGUGAUGUCCAACAGCACUAUCGUCCGCUUGCACCUGGACUGCCAUCAGCAGGAGAAGCUGGCCAGCAGUGCUAGGACGCUUGCUCUUCAGUGUGCCAUGAAGGAUCCUCAAAACUGUGCCCUCUCUGCACUUACCUUAUGUGAAAAGGAUCAUAUAGCUUUUGAGACUGCUUACCAAAUUGUUCUCGAUGCUGCUGCAACCGGCAUGAGUUACACGCAGCUUUUCACGAUAGCACGAUACAUGGAACAUCGUGGUUACCCUAUGCGGGCCUACAAACUGGCAACCUUGGCCAUGACACAUCUCAACCUGAGUUACAAUCAGGACACGCACCCUGCCAUUAAUGAUGUUUUAUGGGCAUGCGCACUUAGUCACUCCCUUGGCAAAAAUGAACUAGCGGCUAUAAUACCUCUGGUGGUCAAAAGUGUCAAAUGUGCAACAGUACUGUCGGACAUCUUACGCAGAUGUACUUUGACCACUCCUGGAAUGGUGGGACUGCAUGGAAGGAGGAACUCGGGGAAGCUCAUGUCGUUGGACAAAGCCCCGCUAAGGCAACUGCUGGAUGCCACAAUUGGAGCAUAUAUUAAUACCACGCACUCGCGACUCACGCACAUCAGUCCAAGACAUUACAGCGAGUUUAUAGAGUUUCUGAGUAAGGCCCGGGAGACUUUCUUAAUGGCUCACGAUGGACACAUUCAGUUUACACAGUUCAUUGACAACCUAAAACAAAUCUACAAAGGCAAAAAGAAACUGAUGAUGUUGGUUCGCGAACGGUUUGGUUGACACAAAUAUGUGUGAAUGGGGUGGGGGUGGGGAGGAAGAGUGGGAGGGUGAUAUGUUUUUACUUGAGCCUGCCUUUCUAUCCUUUUUAACUUAAACAGAGCCACGCCGGUAUUAUAUGUGUAUAGUUAUAUACUGAGUUUGCAAGACUAAAAUGUCACGUUGUGAAAGUUUGUGUGUGCGGGGUUUUUUUCUCUUCCCUUUCCUUUUCUGUUAUGUAUGAGAGAUUGAGAGGCUUUAAAAAAAUGAUUGGUUUACACUGAGUAUAUGUUGUCAGGUGGCAAAAGUCCACACAGCUCUCCUCUUCUUUCUGUAUAUGUUCACAGCCUCAAGAAAAAAAAAUGAAAAGAAAAAAAGAGAAAUAUAUUGCAAUGGCUUUAAAAAAAAACCAAACAAAAACACCUCCAUCCUCUGAUUAAGUACCUCGAAUGGCUCCAGCUUUACUCUUUUGUAACUCAUCCCGACAUUUCAGCUUAUUUAAAUGAACCAACCACACCAAGAAGAAAUAGUUUCAAAGGCUGACCCAUGUGGCUUUGCAGUGCUUGUUCAUCCAGAAGCAUGGCACACGAUGCUUGUGCAUGUGGAAACUUAGCGACUGUCAACAUACAUUCUCAGGGAUUUAUCUGAAAAAAAAAAUAACGAAUGAGAGCAUUUAUUGUACUGUAUAUAUAUAUUAUAGUCUAUGUCGGAAUAUUGAGAAAAAUAUAACAUUAGCUAAUUUAUAAAAAAAAAUCUAUAAUGCGAAAUACUUGAAGCUGCAGUAGCUUGGUUUGAAACAAACAAACGAAAAGAAAACAUACUGAAAAGACGCAAGUGCUCCUAGCUUCAGGGCUGGCUCAGGUGAUGAACUUAAUAUGCUGGGCAUCUAUGCAGAGCCACCUUUUUUGGAUUGCGUUAUUGGAUGGACAUAUGGGGAAAAUUAUACAUAUAUAUAUAUAUUUAUACGAAUGAGUGUAUGCAUAUAUAUAUAUAUAUAUAUGUAUACACACUCAUGCGCUUGAAACAGGCACUCUAGUAAAGAGGGGACAACACAGCCAGAGCAGCAAGCCUUAGCAUUAAGAAUACAAUAUGCCAGAUUUGGGGUUUGUGCCUCCUAGCCUAGAAAACUUAAAAUAUCCUCUCUCUUUUUUUCCCCACACACACACUCACAGGGUGGCUACAGAUAAUAAUGUACCACAUUGUCACCACUUGUAACUGCGUUGGGAUGCAUUCAAACUAUAUUGCAUCCUGAUCGCCUGUCACUCCCGGCCAUUUGAGGAGGUGAAUUUUUUUCCCUUGCUUUAUUUUGUUUUGUUGUAACCACUGGUCUAGCAGCAACCAAAUUGCAGAAACAGCAAUUUGGUAGAAAACACCUUGCCGUGCGGCCGGUCACUGCAAGCAACCUGUUUGCUCUGCUGUUCGUGUGCAUUGCACUUAGCUCACAAGUGGUGACCAUGGGGUAGUUGCUGUUCUGUCUGUACCUGCAAUGUUUUCCAAAACAAUUGACAUAAAUGCAUUAUGCCUUUGCAGUGAGCUAAUAAUAAGCUAACCUCUGUGCACAAAUAACAUAUAUAUAUAUAUAUAUUAUAUAUAUAAAUAUAUUCUGCAUAGGUAUUUAUUUUUGUGCAGGACAGAAAGUUGUGUAGGUAUGACUGUUCUACUUCUCAGUUUGUUUGUUUUUAAAAUAUUUUUAUUUCCUUUAGAAUGACUUCAAAAGAAAGCAGCCUUCUAUCUUGCCUUGUCUUAAUGCUUUAAAAUAACCAAACUGGAGAUCUAACUACCAAACUGUUCAUUAUUAUUAUUAUUGUUGUUAUAAUUAUUAUUACCAACUUUGGUUACAGUGUAGUGUCUUUUACUUUAGCUGAUGGUUCUGUACCCUUGUGCUUUUUAAAGCUUUUUUUUAACAUUUUGGUGCAAAAGUCGUCCUGUGUCUCUUGUUCCUUUUGUUAGAAAACAUGCUAGAGGUAUGUUUGUAGACUUCUUUUUAUUUGUUUAGAGGAAAAAAACUUGUUCCAUGCUCUCCAUUUUAUUUAUUAUACUAGGGAAAAAGGUUGUACUUCAUCACUCAUGUAAACAUGCUCAUGAAGUUGAAAGUAAUUAAGAUUUGAUACACUGAUAUCAAUUUAUUUAUGUAACUAAAUCACUGUUUUAUAAACUUGUUAAUGAUCAACAAUUUUUUUUGUUUCAAUUAAAAUUAGUUUUUUGAAAGUUGA